CCAAAAACGUGUGGAAAUAACCGCCGUGGAAGCUGGACAGACACCGCAAAAGAAGAAAUCCGACUCGUGCGUGCGGGAUCCGGCCAGGCCACGGCGCGCCCUCUCUGCCCCCUUCCCCCCACCCUCAACACCGGCGAAUAUCCCGAUGCUGGGCUGGGCGGCCUUCACGACGGUAAAUCUGCUCCAGGUAAACGCCAACGCUCUCGCCGGCCAAUUCUCCGGUCGCGUCGUGCUGCGCGCCUCCCAAGUUGCUCGAACUGCUCGAGCUGCUCGUGUGACCCCGCGCCUCCGCUACUCGUCAUCCUCCUCGCCCGCCAACAUGUCGCAGUCAAAGGCUGCUGCGCUCGAGUUCCUCGACUUUGUCAACGCCUCGCCGACACCCUACCAUGCCGUCGCCAGCGCAUCCCGCCUCCUCGACGCUGCCGGCUUCGCCCUCAUCCGCGAGCGCGACAACUGGGCAUCGACCGUCAAGCCCGGCGGCAAGUACUACCUGACGCGCAACGGCUCGUCCGUCGUGGCCUUUGCCGUCGGCGCGCGGUGGCAGCCGGGGAACCCCAUCGGCAUGGUCGGCGCCCACACGGACUCGCCGUGCCUGCGCGUCAAGCCCGUCAGCAAGCGCACCGCGAAGGGCUACAUCCAGGUCGGCGUCGAGACGUACGGUGGCGGCGUCUGGCACAGCUGGUUCGACCGAGACCUGAGCGUCGCCGGCCGCGUGUUGGUGCGCGAGGGCGCGGCCGAGGGCGCGGCCGAGGGGGCCGCCAAUUUCGUGCAGAAGCUCGUCAAGGUGGACAAGCCCAUCAUGCGUAUCCCGCACCUGGCCAUCCACCUGCACCGCCAGACGAACUUCGAUCCGAACAAGGAGGACGAGCUGCUGCCGAUCGCGGGGCUCGCCGAGGCCGAGCUGAACAAGAGCGCGGACGCCAGCCCCGAGGCGCAGCCGCCCCCCGCAGCAGACGGCGACGACUUCCAGCCGCUGAAGCAGCUGGCCGAGCGCCACCACCCGGCCUUCCUCUCGCUCGUCGCUGAGCAGGCCGGCGUCGACGUCUCGCAGAUUGUCGACUUCGAGCUCGUCCUCUACGACACGCACCAGUCGUGCCUCGGCGGCCUCAACGACGAGUUCAUCUUCUCGCCCCGCCUCGACAACCUCACCAUGACCUUCUGCAGCAUCCAAGGCCUGAUCUCGUCCGUCCGCACCGCGCCGCUCGACAACGACGCCAGCAUCCGGUUGGUCGCCUGCUUCGACCACGAAGAGAUCGGCUCGUGCUCGGCCCACGGCGCCGACUCGAACCUCCUGCCGGCCAUCCUGCGCCGCCUAUCCGUCAUACCCGGGUCCUCUUCUUCUUCUUCCUCCUCCUCCUCCCCACCAGCCGCCGACACGGCCUUCGAGCAGACGCUGUCGACCUCGUUCCUCCUCUCGGCCGACAUGGCGCACGCGGUGCACCCCAACUACGCGGCCAAGUACGAGCGCAACCACGGGCCGGCGCUCAACGGCGGGCCCGUCAUCAAGAUCAACGCGAACCAGCGGUACGCCACCAACUCGCCCGGCAUCGUGCUGCUGCAGGAGGUCGCCCGCGCCGCCCGCGUGCCGCUGCAGCUCUUCGUCGUCAGGAACGACUCGCCCUGCGGCAGCACCAUCGGCCCCAUCCUCUCCGCCAAGCUCGGCGUCCGCACCCUCGACCUCGGCAACCCCCAGCUGGCCAUGCACAGCAUCCGCGAGACCGGCGGCAGCCGCGACGUCGAGUACGCCGUCCGCCUGUUUGACGGGUUUCUGAGCAGGUUUUGUGAGCUCGAGGGGAGGAUUUUGGUGGAUUGAUUAGGGGUCGGCG
Molecule: messenger RNA, 1826 nt
Organism: Thermothielavioides terrestris NRRL 8126
Lineage: Eukaryota; Fungi; Ascomycota; Sordariomycetes; Sordariales; Chaetomiaceae
Exons: 3
Coding region: 146-1813 (555 amino acids)
Biological process (GO): proteolysis
Cellular component (GO): fungal-type vacuole
Molecular function (GO): zinc ion binding; metalloaminopeptidase activity
Source: RefSeq, a predicted model, not a curated record